UCCGGGUCAGUGUGGAGUCCCACUGUGAAACUGGCGAAGCCUGACUGAGGGAUAGACAGGAGUGUCUGUUUCAUCUUGAAUCAGUCUGAAAGAACAACUCAAAAACAAAAAUACCCUAGAAUGGCAUAUCAGUAUCGACCGUCGCAGUACAACACCCCGCCCGAUCAAGGUUUCCUGUGGAACAUAUUUCAGAGAGUGGACAAAGAUCGGAGUGGGUCAAUAUCGGACACGGAGCUUCAGCAAGCUUUAUCAAAUGGUACAUGGACACCUUUUAACCCAGUGACUGUCCGAUCAAUCAUAUCCAUGUUUGACAGGGACAAUAAAGGAGGAGUGAAUUUUAAUGAGUUUUCAGGCGUCUGGAAAUACAUCACAGACUGGCAGAACAUCUUCCGGACAUACGACAGAGACAGCUCUGGACUAAUUGACAAGAACGAGCUUAAGCAAGCUCUGGCUGGAUUUGGUUAUCGCCUCUCCGAUCAGUUUUAUGACAUUCUCAUUCAGAAGUUUGACAGACAAAGAAAAGGACAGGUGGCUUUUGAUGACUUCAUUCAGUGCUGCAUUGUCCUACAGAGACUGACGGAUGUGUUCAGGAGGUACGACACAGAUCAGGAUGGCUGGAUUCAGGUGUCUUAUGAACAGUACUUGUCGAUGGUCCUCAAUGUUGUAUAAUAGCAAAGAGCCAUUCCUGGACCACUGACCAUGUGGACAGCCUGAUGUUCCAGAACGGUCUUCCAUGUUGUCUUACCCUUCUCUUACUGCAGAUGAGGCAGAGAAAUUGAGGAGGAAUCGCUCCUUUUUAUUUCAUUUACUAAUAUGUUAAUAGUUCUGAUUCAGACUGUGAAUGUCACUUGUAAAAUUAAUUGCAUACAGUCCUGAAGAUGUUGUCCUACACCCAUGAAGCAUGGCCCUAACUGACACAGAGCCUUUUAUAUCCUAGUGACCCACAGUCUCAAAUCCACAUGGUGAAAGCAGGUAAUGUUUAGACAUAAUUCCUGGUUUUAAGUUCACUACAUUAGUUCAUAUCCUGAAGCAAAUCUUUUUUUUAACAAGCGAUACUUACAUUAUACUACAUUAGAAAGUACAGUGCCAAGUAGAAGUAGCUCAAGCUUUUGUAAAGCCUUUGUCUUAUGAUUUUGUAAUGCAUGGUGCCUUAAACUGCACAGCUGCUUCUUUUUUUUUUACGAAAAUACUUAAUGCAAAGUUGUGCAGGAAGUGGUCUGAUCCCCAAAUAAUCAUGUAGAAAUGAUUCUGGGAGAGUUGGCAGCAAACAAGCAUGAAUUGAUGGUCACAAAAACACGCAAGUUAGACUUCAGGGGACUUCAGUCCCCCAAGACAGCAGCAGGUUUUAAACUGCUAGCAACUAACCGAAAAGUUGCUUUGAAGAACUUGGAAACAGAAUCUCUAUAAAUGCCAAAAUAGACUGAAAACGCAACAGUACUUUCUCCUGUUGCUCCGAUCAGUCAGGACACGAUGAGAUAUAGAACUGUUGCUCAUUAUGCACUUGAUGAAAGUUUUAGAUUGACAGACUGAACAGUGAUAUUGGUGCGAAAGUGCUAAAGAAUGCAAAGAAAAAUUGGAAGAGGGCUUUUUUUCAAGCCCAGGUCUCUUUUAAAAUAGUAUAUAGUUUUAGCUAUAUAUUUAUGUUCAUGUCUAUUGACCUGUCCUCUGAAGCAGAGAGAUUCCUUCUGAUGCCAAGACAGAGCAGUCUUCCUGGACCUGAACUCUCCCCACAGUAAACCAGUGUCCUACAGGAACCUGUUUGGUAUGAAUGAAUGAAGAUGAGCCGACUGCAGCAGGUCGAGGGAUUGUGUAGUUGUCUGUGUGGUAGCUACAGGAUGCUACAAAUGCUGAAACAUAUCUGUACUAAACUUCCCUGCAGGACGUGGAGAUACCCCUUUCUGUCUUGAUGUUGUAAACAGGACAUUGCCAGUUUAUUUUGUAAUGGUGUUGGAGUACCAUUUUGUAACGCAGAAAUCGUCAUUCCUGUAACCCUCUCUCAUUCCUCUGGUGUCAGACUUGCCUUUGGUGCCCUGGAGCUGCAACAGUGACAAAGUAAAUCGAAACAGCUCCUUCUUUGUCAAAGUUGCCAAAACUAUCCUUGUCCAUGAAUGAAAAAGGGAGAUGGGACUUUAGAGCACAUGGAAUGUAAUCCAGAUCAUCUCAUUUUCACAGUCCACAAAGCUGGUAUAGAAUGCAACUUAUUUUGUAUAUUAAAAUAAUGUUAAUAUUA
Lepisosteus oculatus (spotted gar) is the source of this 2230-nucleotide messenger RNA. RefSeq names its product programmed cell death 6 (gene pdcd6). Gene Ontology annotation, molecular function: calcium ion binding. NCBI's taxonomy places the organism in Eukaryota, Metazoa, Chordata, Actinopteri, Semionotiformes, Lepisosteidae. The record is from RefSeq and is a predicted model, not a curated record.